Molecule: messenger RNA, 1345 nt
Organism: Polistes canadensis
Lineage: Eukaryota; Metazoa; Arthropoda; Insecta; Hymenoptera; Vespidae
Product: 26S proteasome non-ATPase regulatory subunit 10-like
Exons: 4
Coding region: 158-847 (229 amino acids)
Molecular function (GO): protein binding
Source: RefSeq, a predicted model, not a curated record
AAAUUAGCGAUUAUUAAAUAAAAAUUAAUGCUGUAUAUAGAAUUAUCAACGUGAUCAUUAAUCAGUGUAUCGAUUAAAUAUUGCAGUAUAAACAUAACAUUUUUGGAAUUUAAAUCUCCCAACAAAGUGACUUGAAAUAUUAUUAAAUUUAUUUAUAAUGCCUCAACAAGGAUCAAUAUAUGAUUUAGCUUAUCAUGGUAAAACGUCAGAUGUAAAAAUCUUACUUAAUCUAACUGAAUCUUUGAAAACGCAAACUGACACUAAUGGACGAAUGUUAAUACACUGGGCUGCUUUAGGUGGACAUGACGAUUUAGUGAGACAUUUAUUAUCUCUCGGCUCACCAGUUGACCCAACAGAUGAUACAAACAUGACACCGUUAAUUUUGGCAGCAUCCGCUGGACGAGAAAAAGUAGUUAACACCUUGCUUACCGAAGGUGCAAACGUUAAUGCAACGACUGAAGAUGGACAUUCGUCAUUGCAAUAUGCAGCAUCGAAAAAUUGGAAGUCGAUAUGCGUUGCAUUGCUCGAAAAAUAUGCUGACAUUAAUAUUGCUGACAAGAGAGGAGCCACUCCUAUGCACAGAGCUGCUUCAAAAGGAAAUAUUGCGAUAGUUAAACUUUUAUUAGAACAUGGAAAAGAUUUGAAGAUAGAUCAACAAGAUGCAUAUGGAAAUACCGCAUUGCAUUUAGCUUGUGAGGAAGAUCGUCGCGAAGAAGCACUGUUGUUGGUUUUAAAUGGUGCCAAUCUAACGUUGACCAAUAAAGAACGCAAAACUCCAUUAGAUUUGGCGGCUCCUGGAUUAGUUCAAAUGCUCAAACAACUAAAGGAAGACCCAACGACUGCUUAAGAUUUUCUUCUCUUAUAUUUCAGUUAUGCUUUAAUGCAACACUGUCUAACUUCUCUUAAUUUGAGGGUCAUAUUUUCUUUUGCAAACAUUUCAAGAACCCAAGAAAGGUAUAUAAUCAAAAAGUCAACAAUUGUCAUUUGAAAAAUUUCAUUUUAAUUAUUAAUUUGAUUUGGCAAAUGUGUCUCCGUUUAAAUUUUUGUUUCAAAAUAUUGAUUUGCUUUGCGGGCUGCCAGUUGGACAGUGCUGCUUUAACGUAUUGAAUGUUUCUUCUUAAGAAAGAAAAGAAAAAAAAGAAAAAAAAAGAAAAGGAAAAACAAAAAAAAGAAUAAAUAAAAAUACAAACGAAACAAUUCUCUAUGCGUGAUUAUACAAAUAAAAAGACUCCAAGAUUAGUGCUUUAAUUUGAUCUACUAUUUCAGCAUUUAUUAUACUUUUCUUUUAUAUACUUAUGAUGCAAUCAACGUUUAUAUUUAUUCCAUAUAAAACAUAUCAAAACUC